AUGGAAAGUUCUAGUGCCUCAAAUCCGGCAAUUCCUUCCAACUCCGAUCAAUACAAUCAGGCAAAGAACCAGGCGUUUUCACUGGAGAUGGAUGAACUAAUGAAAUUAAAGGAUGAGGUUCAGGGGGAGAUAAAUAGACGUGCAAGUGAGAUUGAUGAUCGUCAGAGAGAAGAGGAGGAAAGGAAGAGAAGAGAAGAUGAAGAGACUGAAUCAAUGUUUGAGGAGAGGUCUGAAAAGCAUCAGAAGGAUCCAAAGUAUGGUAGUUCAACUGAGAGUGACUCCGAAGAAGAUUCUGCAGCAGGGUAUGAGUAUCAUGUGGAAGAGGUAAACACCAGUGAAGAAGGAUCUGAUGUUGUUGAGGACAGACUAAGGAUGGAGAAGUAUCUUGAUUGGAAGUUGCGAAGGCGGUUUGAGUUUGAGAGGGCCAAUCCAAAGAUAUUUGCCAGAACCAUGCAGGAGGGAGAACCCAAGGUUGAAGAGAAGAAGCUUGUUUUGAUACAUCCCCGAACUGCUCAAGUAGAAGAUUCCAGUGACUCCGAUGAGAAUCUCCAUGAUGCCUCCAAUGACGAUGGAGAAGAAGAAGAUGAAAGUGAUGAGGAGGACUCGUCUUCUGGAAAUAGUGAUACUUCUCCAGCUUCAUCAAGCAGCAGUUGCAGUGAACGUUAUGCGGAGGACGAAGACUGGAGCUACGAUGAAGAGGACUGUUUUGGAGAAAUGUUGGAAGUGGUAGUAGUUGUAAGUUUUUUGGUUUGUAAAGUGGAUGAACGAAGUGCUGCUAUGUUUGGUGUAAUCUUUUCUUUGAAUGGUACUGUUAAAGUUAUUUCUAGCCUGAGAGUAAUUGAUACUAGAAAUGGUGAUGAAUUUGAACGAUUUGAUGCUGAAAUUGAUGAGGAUAUUAAACAUAUGGAUGAUUAUAGAAUAUGA
Molecule: messenger RNA, 924 nt
Organism: Papaver somniferum (opium poppy)
Lineage: Eukaryota; Viridiplantae; Streptophyta; Magnoliopsida; Ranunculales; Papaveraceae
Product: vicilin-like seed storage protein At2g18540
Exons: 4
Coding region: 1-924 (307 amino acids)
Source: RefSeq, a predicted model, not a curated record